ACUCAGUCCUAUCUCAGCUACUCUUCAUACCUAGGAGAUCACUGCCAUGGGGAAGAAUAUCCUGCUCCUUCUGCUGGGCCUCUCAUUUGUGAUAGGCUUCCUGCAAGCUCUGAGAUGUUUGGAGUGCGAUAUGUUAAACUCGGAUGGAAUUUGUGAGAAAGGAAACUCCACCUGUGAGGCUAAAGAGGACCAGGAAUGUGGCAUACUGGUAGUUUCUCAAGGUGUUGAUAUCCUCUUUGGGAUGCAAGAUUGUUCUUCUCACUGCUUAAAUAAGACUUUCCACCAUUAUAAUCUAACACUGGAUUUUACAUGUUGCCACGACCAAUCACUCUGCAAUGAGUUUUAGAGGCCAGGCUACUUCUUGCUCAAUUCUGCUGCAGUGCUGUUCCUUGAAUCCUGGCAAUGGAGCAUGUCAGCGAGCAUUCUACUAUUGACUUGUCUUGAAGCCGAUACCUUGUCUUUCCAUCGUAUGGCUUAGAUGUCUUUUGUAGUCUACAUUUAACUUACUCCAUUGUAUUUGAUGCUCUUGCAUUCAUUGUAUACCUUUAAAGUUUUUCAUCAAUCCUUCAGAGUUGUCUAGAUUACUUUCUAUUACAUAAUAUUUGCAUUUAUUUAUUUUGUGUGUCUUUCUAUAUUGUCAUUCCAUGACACAUGUUGAAGUCCAAGAUGAACCUUUAUGACUCAGUACCAUUUUUCUACCAUGUUAGUUCUGUAGGUUGAACUCAGUAGUCAGACUUAGUGGUAUUCAUACAAGUGGUGGUGGGGGGGUGUCAAUGGGUACAGUUAUUUGUCACUAAGCCUGGUGAUCUGAUUUCAGUUCCUCAGACCCACAUGGUAGAAGGAGUAAACGGAUCUAUUCAUGUUUUUCUCUGACCUCCAUGUAAAGAACAUUGCAGGAUGUGUAUACACCCCCCCACUCACCAUUGAAACAGACAGAUACACAAUUAAUGUAGUAAAAAAAUACAACUACAGCAUUCUUUAUCCCUCGCCACAUUCCUUCCUCUACCCUACCCUUCCAUUCUCCUCCUCAUUUAACUUGUAUUCUAAUUUUCCUCCUGGAAUAUCCUUUUCCCAUGACGCUUUACUAAUUUCUUGAUAGUUGUAGGUAUUCCAAGCAGACUAAACAUGUCUGAAGAAUCAAAGCUCACCCCCCAAUGAGAGAAAAUAAAUACCAAGGAAAUAAAAAUGCCAUUCAUAAAUGGGUAACUGCAAUGAAUAGUUUUCAAAAGUGAUGAGGAGGAGGAAGAGGAAAAGAGGAGGAGGAGGAGAAUAAAAAAGGAAGAUAAGGAGGAGGAGGAAAGAAAAAAAGAAAUGGAAAUGGCUAGUAAUUAUUUUUUAAAGUGCUCCAGACUAGGUGGCAGUGAUAAAUUUCACUAGGAAUGGGAAAUAGAAUAGAUAGUUUUUAAUGAACAAGAAGAUGUACUUCUAGAAUGUGAAGAUCAAAUUAGGAGGGGGAAGUCAGAGUUGGCAAGGGAGGGAAUACUGGGAGAGAUAGCUAAACUAAGGGCCCUCUGAGAGGUCACGUGGAAACCUGUUAUAGUAGAAAUUUCCUAUAAUAUAUACAUAUAUGGAAGUGAGCUACAUGAAAUUGCCAAAUACUGGGGGAGACAGCUUCAAGUGGACAUCUCUCAUCACCAAAUAAAGCUUCCAGUACUGGGAGUAGGUUAUACAAUUGCGUUGUUAGACAAAGGGCUCCAAUGGUGUGGUGAUCUUAAUGAAAAUGGUCCCUAUAGGCUCAUAUGGAGUGGCACUUUUAGGAGGUGUGCAGUUGUUAGAGUAGUUAUGGCCUUGUUGGAGAAAGCAUGUCACUGGGGAUGGGCUGUGAGGUUUCAAAUGCUUAAGGCAGUCCCAGAAUCACUCUUUCUUCCUGCUGUCUGCCAAUCCGAAUGUAGGACCACUGCCUUCUCUGGCAUCAUAUCUACCUUUACACUGCCAUGCUUCCCACCAUGAUGAUACUGGAUUAAACUUCUGAAUCUGUUUAGGUAGGAGCU
Molecule: messenger RNA, 1991 nt
Organism: Rattus norvegicus (Norway rat)
Lineage: Eukaryota; Metazoa; Chordata; Mammalia; Rodentia; Muridae
Gene: Pate14l3
Product: prostate and testis expressed 14 like 3
Exons: 4
Coding region: 47-346 (99 amino acids)
Cellular component (GO): extracellular region
Source: RefSeq, marked validated